Molecule: messenger RNA, 2385 nt
Organism: Durio zibethinus
Lineage: Eukaryota; Viridiplantae; Streptophyta; Magnoliopsida; Malvales; Malvaceae
Source: RefSeq, a predicted model, not a curated record
AAUAGCAAUGGUCGCUGAUGCAAAAUAUAAAAAUCUGAUAAUAUAAAGAGCAUCUUCUCGAUGUUUUUGUCUCUCCAUAUCUCGCCAUCACAGCCACCAUCACCACCACCGGCCGUGGCCACAGGAACGUGCUCUUGAAGGUGGGGUCUCUCUCUCGCCUCUAUCGGCAUGUCAUUCCUAUGCACAUCAUGAUAUAGUGCGAGAAUAUAAUGGCUUCUACAGGACCAAGGUCUAAGCUUGAGCAUUAGACAAGAGCUAGGCAUCAAAAGGAUGCCAUGUCUGUUGCAAGAAACAUAAUCAAGAAUCCAAAACUUGUUCCUGGUGGCGGUGCGACAGAGUUUAACAGUUUCUGCCACUUUGAAGCCGAAGAGUUCAUCUGUUGAAGGCAUAGAAAAGGAAUGCCAUUUUCGUUCUGACUAAAUUUACUGCAAAGAGCGAAGCUAAAUUCAGAUUUUCAAACCCCUUGCUGACUGUAGCCAUCUCACUCUGACUCUCUUUCUCUCAGCUCCCCAGUAAAGGCAUUUUUCCUUUAUUUUCCACCACUUUCUAGGCAGCUUUCCUGGAAAAAAAAUCUGUAUCAGUUGAGGGCACAGAACAAAGCAAAAACAGUGCUGAGCUUCAAAUCCUUUCUCCUUCCUUUGGAACUUGGAAGCAGCUAUUUGAGAACCCUAUCUUCCCUCAAAAUGAACAAGAAGCAGCCGCUGCAAAUCAUUCAUAUUCCACCCAAUCCACCCGUUCCACCCACCCUCCAACCCACCGUGAAUGUUUAUGCUUCCCUUAUUGAACCAAGACAUGCCAAUACUCUUAUAAGAUGGCUUAAUCAGAUAGCUCCACUUCAAAAUCUCCAUCAUUUAAAGCGGAUUCACAAAAGGAAUCUUGAAGGGGGAAAACCAGAAUUAUCUGUUAUAUUAUGUUUAGCUUCUGAAAGUGAAACACAAUCCAACAGUAUGCCACCAGAUGUGCAAGAGAUUGUGAAUUCCUACAACUUGACUCCUUUUAUUACAAAAGUUAGCAAAUAUGCUGCAUUAUCAAAAGAGGAAUGGCAAGAACAGUGCAAACUAUGGCCAACCUCAUAUCAUCCACCAACCUACAAUAUUGAUGGCAUUACUGGGUUUAGUGAAGAGGAUGCUAAAUCAGUAUUCAGCUUUAUGAAGUCUACUGUAGAGUUGGCGAAAUCUGGUGAUCAUUUGGUCGUCAAUGCUGCUAUAAUUGUUGAUCCAUUAGUUAGGCAGAUAAUUGCAAGUGCAUGUGAUGAAGUCUGUUCUUGGCAUAUGCAAUCAAACAAAGCAAAGACUGAAGCCUGCUAUUUCAAACAGUUGGAAGCAUUCACUGCUCAUGCCGAUGCUAACAGGAUAGCAAGAGAUAUAAGUUUACUUUCAAAUGGAUCGUCCAACAAUCUCCAAAAAUGUUGCACUGCUGUUUCUUGUUUAAACCCUUGGCUGUGGGCUCAGAAAUUAAUGCAUAGAAGUCCUUCUUAUUGGCACCCAUUGCGACAUGCUGCCAUUGUUGCUAUUGAAGCUUCUGCUGCCAGGGACAGACAUUUGUUCCCUGGUUCUGGGCACAAUGGAAACUCUUAUGAAAUUGAUUGCACUCAUUCUUCUUCCUCAGUUUCUCCGGCAAAGAGACAAAGGAUCAACCUUGCAAAUGUCAAGAAUGGUGGAGAACAUGAUGCUCAUACUGAAGGUUCAAACUCCAUAGUGAGGCCUUAUUUGUGUACUGGGUAUGACAUCUAUCUUGCCUGGGAGCCUUGUACAAUGUGUGCCAUGGCUCUCGUCCAUCAAAGAAUUAGGCGCAUAUUUUAUGCUUUCCCGAAUACUGAAGCAGGUGCAUUGGGAAGUGUUCAUAGGUUACAGGGUGAGAAAAGCUUAAAUCAUCACUAUGCGGUUUUCAGGGUCGUUUUGCCUGAAGAAGAAGAAUUAAAGUAACUGAUGGGAAACGAGUGAUGUGCAACUGUGUAGUCGGGGAUUAAGGUGGUUGGGGUGCAAUGCAAAAGUAAAAUUCACUGCACUUGCAUGAACCUGAAUUUCCUCUUGAAAAAUUGGCUCUUCUGGUCUUUGCUGCUAAUGCGUUCAGUAGCAUUUUUUUUUUUUUUUUACAAUUUUCCAGAAAUUCAUCUUUUAUAAUAAUUACCUCCAAAGGUGAGUUGUUUGGAGAUGGAGAAAUUAAAAGAAAAAAAAAAAAUGGAAGCGGGCCACAUUGAGUGUGCUUCAACCAAAGAUUUAAUGUCUUGACCCACUAGACUUGAUCAAGUUUAAUGGACCUAUUCCUAGUUUUUUUAGAAAUAGCCAUUUUAUUUAUUUGUUCAUUAUUUGUUAUCUUUCAUCGUGUCUUUUAAUUGUAAUUAAAAAAAGUUUGAUUUAAUAAAUCAAAUGAAAAUUAACAAAA